Messenger RNA from Cygnus olor (mute swan), 2118 nucleotides. It is a transcript of the gene TYW2, whose product is annotated as tRNA methyltransferase 12 homolog. The coding region runs from base 149 to 1462 and encodes 437 amino acids. The record is from RefSeq and is a predicted model, not a curated record. Gene Ontology annotation, cellular component: cytoplasm. Gene Ontology annotation, molecular function: tRNA methyltransferase activity. Gene Ontology annotation, biological process: tRNA methylation. The transcript has 7 exons. NCBI's taxonomy places the organism in Eukaryota, Metazoa, Chordata, Aves, Anseriformes, Anatidae.
GGCCCCCCGUGCCCAGCCAGCCGCAGCCCCUACGAGCUCGACGCCCCCGUGCCCCUCAGGCGGGCACCACGUUCCCGUUGGCCGUCAACAUCCCUGCGUCCUUCAGGUCCGGCGUCCGGCGCCCCAACGUCCCGUCGUCCCGACCGGGAUGGCCGCAGGGGACCGAGGCGACACCGUCCUCGCGCUGGCCACGGAGCCGCGCUUCGCCCAGCGGCUGAGGCGGUAUUUGGAAGAGGAGCGGCUCCUGGAUGCGCGAUACCGGCUGCAGAAGGUGCCGGGGGGCAGCGUGGCCCUGCCGGUGCUGGAGGCGAAGCUGGCGGAGCAGCGGCUGCGGGCGCUGCGGGAGAGCGGGCCCCUGGGGCUGCCCUGCAGGCUGCUCCGGAUCCAGAGCCCCGUCCCCUCCAAGGCGGCCAGCGUGCGGACGCCCGCCCAGAAGCUGCGCAGCGAGCUGCAGAGGAUGGUGCUGGGCUUGGGAGAGAGCUGGUCGGAGGAGCUGGAGCGUGACGUGCCCCGCUCAUGGCAGCGGCACGGAGACCUGGUCUUGCUGAGUGAGGACAGCUUCAGCGCUGCGCUGUGGACGAAGCUGGGCUCAGCGCUCUGGGAGACGGUUGCCUCGGCUCUGGGUGCCCAGCGCCUGGCCAGGCGAGGACGGGUGCUGCCGGGCGGGAUGCGGUCCCCUAGUGUCACCCUGCUGCUGGGCCAGGACGGCUGGGUGGAGCACGUGGACAACGGCAUCAGGUAUACAUUCGACAUGACCAAGUGCAUGUUCUCCCCGGGCAAUAUCACGGAGAAGCUGCGGGUGGCCUCGCUGCCGUGCGCAGGGGAGGUCCUGGUGGAUCUCUAUGCAGGGAUCGGCUAUUUCACGCUGCCCUACCUGGUUCACGCAGCGGCUGCCUUCGCCCACGCCUGCGAGUGGAACCACCAUGCCGUGGAGGCCCUGCGGAGGAACCUGGCACUGAACGGCGUGCAGGACCGCUGCCACAUCCACCACGGGGACAACAGGCAGCUGCGGCUGCAGGACGUAGCUGACCGGGUGAACCUGGGGCUGAUCCCCAGUUCUGAGGAGGGCUGGCCUGUGGCCUGCCGUGUCCUGAAGAAGGGCACAGGAGGGGUUCUCCACAUCCACCACAACGUGGAGGCUCUCCCCGCGCCGCCCUGCCUGCAGCCUGCAGUUCCAAGGAAUGAGCAGAGACCUCCGGAGGACAGCAGCUCUGGAGAACGGGAGUUGCAGAGCCCUGAGGAGAUGGAAGGCAGUGGGAAGGAGAUGCCGGCAGCCAGGGUCAGGCCGGAGUGGCAGAGGUGGGCUGAGGCCAGCGCGGCACGGAUACGGGGGCUGCUGGAAGAGCUGCACGGGCAGCCGUGGCGGACCAGCAUCCUGCACAUUGAGGCAGUGAAAUCCUACGCGCCACACGUGCAUCACAUCGUGCUGGACCUUGAGUGCCGUCCAACACUGCCUGCCUAGCUGGCUGUGGGGCCUUGGCGUGGCUCAAGGUCACGCGAAACAGGGGUGGCAGCGUUGGUGGCAAGGAGAUGUGACGGUUGUCUGCCGAGUGCCAGCUCAGGACAAGCAACACCGGGGACAGUUUCUUCCACAGCUCUGAGCUGGGGCAGGUUUCUGCUCUGAGAACCUCUGACAGAGGUCUCAUUCUGCCAGUCUCUGUUUUACAUCCCUCCUUCCAAGGUGGCAGCACUGCCCAGCAGCGAGCUGGGUCCCUGCCAUCCGUGCCCCGCGCAAGCUGCGUUAGGCAGGAGCUGCACAGGAGCUGUGUCACGGCCGAGGAUGGGGCUGAGCUGGGGCUGAGUGCGCCCCGAGUCCUACCCUAGCUCUGCCUGCUGCUGCUUAGUGCAGGAGCAUCACGCUGGCACCUGUAGCUUCUGCUCUGGACGCAUGCUGGCACUUUCAGCCCCAUUUUCACAAGGAAGAGAGCUGCAGGACCAAAUAAACCUCAGCAUUCAUGCUGGGCUUUGUUUCAGUGCGUCAGGUACAGACUCUAUUCUUGUCUUUACCAGCAUGCUUUUUUUUUUUUUUUUUUUACUGAAAACAAGUCUGUUCGUUUCAGUUUCAUCUUACCUUUUUUUUGUUGUUGUUGUUUCUCAGAAAUAAAAACGUUUCCCGCA